CAUCGCUCGACUGAGACGCAACAUGAUUGUUGACGCCUCCAAGAACCACUCGAUCGUUGAUAAAUGGGAUGAGGAGGAUUUUGCGUGAUUGUUCUGCUUGUUAACUGGAGUUCUGAAUACUGGUACGGGGAUCUGGGGGAGUUUUUGUCUUAUUGAUAACAUGUAAACUAACUUGCAAGAUGUUAAAUAGAGAUGUUUGUUUUUACCGGAUAAUACAUUGCCAUUUAAAAGAUCAUUUCCUAUCAUGACAUGUAAAUUUUCGAUUGUUAUUUGGCAACUCAAGGGCUAGUUUGUUUGCAUGCGUCCUAGUUUGUUGAUGAGACGCGCUGCUGCCUGCUCACGACAACCAACGACACAAACCUUUCACUUCUUCUCAUUGCUUUUCUCUCUUCUCGUUGCUCCUUCGAUUCCAAUCUUCACCCUAAGAGAAAAUUUCAAGGGCGAAUCUACUCGCCGUUCUCAGCUCUCAUCGUAUAUCAUGGCAACUCCAAGCAGCAAAGCUCCAAACCACAAAAUCAUCGGCACCAAAGACCCAGCCAAAUCCUACACCGACCGCAAAUCCACUCGCGUCGUGGCCCUCAAACCCUCAGGCGAAGUCGCAAUAAUCUACGUCAAAGAGGGAAACUAUUACAAACUCCCCGGCGGCGGCAUCGAGGGAGAAGAGAGUCCCACAGAUGCCGCUCUGCGCGAGGUCAAGGAAGAAACCGGCGCGAUAGUCGUUCUCCGCAGCACCGACUAUUUUGCCACGACUGAAGAGUUUCGCUUCCAGCAGCAUCAGAUUUCUUACUGCUAUUUGGCUGACGUUGUUGAUGAUGCGGGGGAGCCGUGUUUGACGGAAGAGGAGCUUGCUGAUGGGUUUGUUCACCAGUGGAUGACGGUUAACAAGGCUUUGGAUGCCAUGUCUGCGGCCGAGCCAACGACCGAAUUUGGCUCUUUUGUUAAGGAGCGAGAUAUCUUUGUUUUGAAAGAGGCCCUGAGACUUAUUGAAUCGUCGAGUUGAACUAAGAGAUUUCUCAUAUCGAGUUGCAAUAGACAAU
This is a messenger RNA of Trichoderma harzianum CBS 226.95, 1037 nucleotides long. RefSeq lists its product as hypothetical. The record is from RefSeq and is a predicted model, not a curated record. Bases 299 to 1000 code for a protein of 233 amino acids. Lineage: Eukaryota; Fungi; Ascomycota; Sordariomycetes; Hypocreales; Hypocreaceae. The transcript is spliced from 2 exons. Gene Ontology annotation, molecular function: hydrolase activity.